CACCAUGGAGAUUUCACAGUAUCACUUAGUGAUGUGUUGGAAACUUGGAAAUAUUUGUUACAUGACAAACUGGGAUUAUCAUACAAAAACAUGAAAGAACCUGAAAAUUACGCUGACCUAAAAAAAGCCUAUCAUGCCUUCUUAGCAAGAAGCAAUAUGUUAGAUCUAAUAGACAUAUGUCAGAAGUGCUAUGGUCUUGGACUUGUAUCUGAAGAUGAAAGCAUAGCCCCUGUUCAACUGUUGGAAUUUAUUUCUGGCAUAAUGAACGUACAAGAAAAUAAUGGUUCUGUUCUUUCUACUCCUUCUACACCAGUCAACAGACAGGGCCAGGAGAAUGUGAAGGUGACAAUCCUGGCAAAGAAGUGUGUUUGUUCGUAUAUAAGCCUGUUGGUGAAUUCUAAGGAUGAUCUAGCAUUGGCUCAUAUUCUAAAUGUUCCUGACAGAGGACUUGGUAGAGAAGCCUUCACUAACCUAAAACAUGCCUCACAGAAGAGAAGAAUGUCUAUUUUCCUGAUGGCAACAUCUUUUAUCCGAACUGUAGAACUUGGAGGAAGAGGCUGUGCAUCUUCAUUAUUUGAUCCUUUAAGAGUCCAUGUAAAGGGGCUUUCAAACUUUGUUAAUUUUAUUGACAAGCUGCAAGAAAUUGUUGGUGAAAUCUUAAAUCCAAG
Molecule: messenger RNA, 668 nt
Organism: Fulmarus glacialis (Northern fulmar)
Lineage: Eukaryota; Metazoa; Chordata; Aves; Procellariiformes; Procellariidae
Gene: PARPBP
Product: PARP1 binding protein
Exons: 4
Biological process (GO): negative regulation of double-strand break repair via homologous recombination
Cellular component (GO): chromatin
Source: RefSeq, a predicted model, not a curated record